AUGGGCUUCCUGGUGGCUGUUUACUUCCUGGUGGCAUUUCGAGUCCAGAGACUGCCUAGGGCCUUCAAUGAAGCCAAGCUGAUCACCUUCAACAUGCUGGUGUUCUGUAGUGUUUGGAUCUUCUUUGUGCCCACCUACCUGAGUACCAAGAGCAAAUACAUGGUGGCCAUGCAGAUCAACCAGGAUCCCAGGAUCUUACCCAACCUCACCCUGGGCUACAACAUUCAUGACAAUUACUUUGAUGCCAGAACAACUUCAGAAGGUUUGGUAGAUCUGCUCUCUCCUGGGCAGGCAGAUGUUCCAAACUACAAGUGUGGAGGAAGACAGAAUAACCUCUUAGCUAUAAUUGAAGGGACAGAAACAGACAUCUCCUUCUUAAUUUCAUCCAUGUCAGGCAACUACAAAAUCCCUCAGGUCAGUUAUUCUUUUGUUUCCCAUGUUCUGAGUGAUAAAACACAGUUCCCCUUUUUCUACACCAUGGUCCCCAAAGAAGGAGUCCAAUAUCUGGGGAUUCUCAAAUUGCUCCUGCAUUUCCAAAGGACAUCAGUUGGUCUCUUUGCUCCAGACACUGACAAUGGCAAGCAUUUCAUGGGAACGUUGGUGCCGAUGCUGUUCAAGAACGGGAUAUGUGUUAUUUUCUCACAAACCUUUUCAGGAGUGAAUAGACAAAAUGUGGCGAUCAACGUAAAUGCCAAUUCUGCCUCAGUGCAGAAGUGGAAAGAAGUGAAUGUAUUUAUUUACUUUUCAGACCCUGGAUUCUUUAUGGCUGGGAUAUGGGCAAUAGUGAAUAUAAUUGAAAGCUCAACAUUGUACAUAAAUUCACAUUUUGCAGAAUCAACAAUCUCCACAGGGAAGAUCCUUGUCACAGCAGCUUUGUGGGACCUCACAUUUGACUUGAAAUAUAAUGUUGUAUCAUAUAAAAACAUUCACGGUUUAUUUUCCUUUCUUACUCAGAAAAAGAAAAAGAUAAAAUAUGAUUUCCUCCCUCUUUUCAUUUCUCUAUAUCAGUUUGCAUAUAUAGCAUUUCCCUGCUCUUACUUCAAGGCUGCCCCAUCGGUGAAAGGCUGGACAAGAUGCAUUGAGAAUGAGGCAGUGGGGGCCCUUCCCCAAGGCGAGAUUGAAAAAACUGUGUCUCUAGACACCUCUCGUGUUUACCACACACUCUGGGGCCUGGCACAGGUCUUAGAUGUAGCUUAUUCUUCUCAAUUCAAGAGGAGGAAGGUGGAAGGUGAUGGAGGGACAUCAGUACUGCAAAUUCUGCAACCGUGGCAGCUUCAUCCUUUCUUGCAAAAUUCUCAGUUUUACAACACUUCCACGGAUGGAGUGUAUUUAGAUGAGAAUGGUGAACUAGCAGCUGAUCUGGACAUUGUGAAUUGGGUGAAAUUUUCUAAUGGUUCUAUCGUCUGUGUGCAAUUUGGAAGCAUAGGAAGGCAGGGCUCCUCAGAGCCCCAAUUUAACAUUGAUGAAGAUGCCAUGGUGUGGCUCAAAUGGCUCAACCAGACCCUGCCUCCUUCCAGAUGUGUGGAAAGCUGCCAUUCUGGUUCUCUCAAGGUAAUCCAGAGAGGACAGCCAGUUUGCUGCUAUGACUGUGUUCCUUGUGCUGCAGAUGCAGUCCACUGCACCAGAUGUUUCGAAGAUCAGCAUCCAAAUGAAUACCAAAAUCACUGUCUUCCAAAAUAUAUAACCUUUUUGUCAUAUAAAGAAUAUUUGGGGAUCAUCCUGGGUUCUUUUGCUCUAUUUUUGUCAUUCAUCACAGCCUUUGUAUUAGUAAUUUUCAUAAAAUCUCAUGAAACUCCAAUAGUUAAAGCCAACAAUCGGGAUCUCUCCUACAUUCUCCUCAUCUCACUCCUCCUUUCAUUUCUCACCACCUUUCUCUUUAUUGGCCAGCCAAGGAAAGUUACCUGUCUUCUCCGACAAACAGCCUUCAUCAUAGUUUUCUCAGUGGCCGUAUCUUGUCUUUUGGCCAAAACCAUCACAGUGGUGCUGGCCUUCUUGGCCACAAAGCCAGGGAACAGAAUGAGGAGGUGGCUUGGGAAGACUUUAACCAAUGCUCUUGUUCUUGUUUGCUCUGCUGUCCAAGUUCUGAUUUGCUCCAUCUGGCUGGCAAUCUUUCCUCCUUUUCCUGACACAGACAAGCACUCCCAUCCUGAAGAGAUUGUCCUGCAGUGCAACGAAGAACCUGUCAUCAUGUUUUACUCUGCUCUUGGCUAUAUGGGUUUCCUGGCUGUUGUCUGCUUCACAGUGGCUUUCCUGGCCCGAAGACUACCUGGGGCCUUCAACGAAGCCAAGCUCAUCACCUUCAGCAUGCUGGUCUUUUGUAGUGUUUGGGUCUCCUUUGUGCCCACUUACCUCAGCACCAAAGGUAAAUACAUGGUGGCCGUGCAGAUCUUCUCCAUUUUGGCCUCCAGUGCUGGACUGCUGAGUUGCAUCUUUUUCCCCAAGUGCUACAUUAUUUUGCUGAGGCCAGAGUUGAAUACAAAGGAGCAGCUAACCACAAAAACCAAUCUAUAG
Protobothrops mucrosquamatus (brown spotted pit viper) is the source of this 2511-nucleotide messenger RNA. Its product is annotated as vomeronasal type-2 receptor 26-like. The coding region runs from base 1 to 2511 and encodes 836 amino acids. Lineage: Eukaryota; Metazoa; Chordata; Lepidosauria; Squamata; Viperidae. Gene Ontology annotation, cellular component: membrane. Gene Ontology annotation, molecular function: G protein-coupled receptor activity. The transcript is spliced from 6 exons. The record is from RefSeq and is a predicted model, not a curated record. Gene Ontology annotation, biological process: G protein-coupled receptor signaling pathway.